Molecule: messenger RNA, 1165 nt
Organism: Pollicipes pollicipes
Lineage: Eukaryota; Metazoa; Arthropoda; Thecostraca; Pollicipedomorpha; Pollicipedidae
Product: cleavage and polyadenylation specificity factor 73-like
Exons: 1
Biological process (GO): mRNA 3'-end processing by stem-loop binding and cleavage
Cellular component (GO): mRNA cleavage and polyadenylation specificity factor complex
Molecular function (GO): RNA binding; 5'-3' RNA exonuclease activity; RNA endonuclease activity
Source: RefSeq, a predicted model, not a curated record
GCCUCGCCGGGCAUGAUGCAGAGUGGCCUGUCGCGCGAGCUCUUCGAGUCGUGGUGCACCGACCCCAAGAACGGCGUCAUCAUCGCCGGCUACUGCGUCGAGGGCACGCUGGCCAAGCACCUUCUCUCGGAGCCGGACGAGGUGAACACCAUGUCCGGCCAGAAGCUCCCGCUCAAAAUGUCCGUCGACUAUAUCUCGUUCUCGGCGCACACCGACUACGCGCAGACGUCCGACUUCAUCCAGCAGCUGCGCCCGCCGCACAUCGUGCUGGUGCACGGCGAGCAGAACGUAAUGUCGCGCCUGAAGGAGGCGCUGCUGCGCGAGUACGCCGCCGACCCGCAGCGCGGCGCCGUCCAGAUCCACAACCCGCGCAACACUGUGGCCGUGACGCUGCACUUCCGCGGCGAGAAGAUGGCCAAGGUGAUGGGCACGCUGGCCAUGGAGCCGCCCACCGACGGCCGCCACCUCGCCGGCGUGCUGGUCAAGCGCAACUUCAGCUACCACCUGCUCUCGCCCGACGAGCUCGGCAAGUACACGGACAUGACGCAGAGCCAGGUGUCGCAGCGGCUGAGCGUGCACUUCUCCGGCUCGCCGCAACUGCUGCAGUACGUGCUGUCCAACAUCGCGGCCGACUUCGAGCCGGCCAAGGGCCGCCACCAGUGGCGCUUGUUCAAGGCCGUCACCGUCACGCUGGACGGCCAGACGGCCGUGCUCGAGUGGGUGGCCAGUCCGGGCGCCGACAUGCUGGCCGACGCCGUGCUGGCGGCCGUGCUGAAGGCCGAGACGACGCGCGUUGACGCGCCCACGCGGCCGCUCAAGUUCGACCGCAUGCACUACAAGGAGUGUCUGAUCGAGACGCUGCAGGAGAUGUUCGGCGACGAGUCGGUGCCCAAGUUCUUCAAGGGCGACAAGUUCUAUGUGACGUGUGGCGGGCGGCGCGCGGAUAUCGACCUGGCCGACAUGACGGUCACGUGCGAGGACGACGAGAUCUUCCGCAACACGGUGCACACGGCCGUCACCAAGCUGUACCAGUCGCUGGCGCCCGCCCGGCUCAACUGACCGGCGCCCACCUCGGCCCGACAUGGGCCGUGGGCGAGGGCUCUCAUCGUCAUACGCUGUGUUCGCCAUUGUGAAGUCGUUAAACGUGCUAUUAUUUGUAAUAAAG